Messenger RNA from Eruca vesicaria subsp. sativa (arugula), 572 nucleotides. The record is from the annotation of a GenBank genome assembly. Lineage: Eukaryota; Viridiplantae; Streptophyta; Magnoliopsida; Brassicales; Brassicaceae.
AAAGAAAGAAAGAAAGAAAGAAAGAAAGAAAGAAAGAAAGAAAGAAAGGAAAAAAGAAAGAAAUAAUUUCUUCAAAAAAAAAAAGAAGAGAUGGAUAAAGAAGGAAGAAGAGGAAAUGGAGUUUUGUCUUACGUCUACAUCCCUUUUAAUUUCAUCCACGAGAUUCUGCAAUCUCUCCUUGUCAAGUUUCUUGGUGUAAGAUCUUCUCCAAGUAAUUUUCCGACAUCGGAAGAAGAGGACGUCACAGAGGUUGUGGAAGUGUCGUCGAGGAAAGCUUCAUCGAAUCUGGAAUAUAGUUCCGGCAAGCCUGGAGGUACCAACAUGUAUGGUGCCUAAUGUUUUAUUCCGGCGUGUCAUCCAUGUGAAGCAAAGUCAAAGUCAACGUCAAGUUAAUAAUGUACGGAGAAAAUCUUCUACUUCUGUGUGUAUUAUAUGAUUCUUGUUUAUAAAUAUUUGUACUUUUGUGUGUAUAUUGUUCACAAAUAUUUAUUAUUUUUGUAUGUAUUAUGAUUUUUGACUGUGUAAUUUUGUAAGUUUGUUUGAGUGUUGAUUGGAAGACAAUAAAAACCGCA